AUGUCCACCACGAAAGAUUUGGUGCUCAUCACUGGGGGCACUGGAUUUGUCGCUUCCCACUGUAUCAUCAAAUGCCUUGCAGCCGGAUACCGUGUCAGAACGACCGUUCGGUCACUGGCACGCAAAGACCAAGUUGAAGCAACGCUCCGCACCGGAGAUGCAGUCAACCUCGAUAAACUGUCAUUCGUCGAAGCCGAUCUUAACAAAGACGAUGGUUGGACCGAGGCCGUUCAGGACUGCAUUUAUGUCCUCCACAUCGCAUCUCCAUUCCCCGCUGGAACACCCAAAGACGAGAAUGAGUUGAUCAUCCCCGCCCGCGAAGGUACUCUACGUGUCCUACGCGCUGCCCGGGACGCGAAAGUUCAACGCAUCGUCGUCACGUCAUCUUUCGCAGCCAUCCAUGCUGGCCCUUCGAGAGAAGACCCCACCAAACCCUUCACAGAGGAAGAUUGGACUGAUGUCCAUGCACCCGGGGUGGGCCCCUACGACAAGAGCAAGACACUAGGCGAGCGUGCCGCGUGGGAGUUCAUCAAGAACGAAGGUGGCAGCCUUGAACUGUCCGUUGUCUGCCCUGUUGUGGUUAUGGGACCCGUUUUGGCGCCAGACACAUCCACGUCGAUUGAAAUCGUCAGCCGCCUGAUGAAUGGCAAAGUGCCGGGUUGUCCUAAUCUGGAGUUUGGGGUUGUGGACGUUCGCGACGUUGCCGAUUUGCAUAUUCUUGCCAUGACACACCUCAAGGCCAGAAAUGAGCGCUUUCUGGGCAUGGCGCCACCGACUUUGACGGUAAAAGAUAUGUCACUGGCUUUACGGCAGAGACUUGGGGAUAAAGCGAAGAAAUGUCCCACAUGGACUCUACCGAAUAUUGUUAUGAGGCUGCUGGGAUUUAUUGAUCCGGGUAUUGCCUUGGUGGUUCCUCAGCUGAGCCAGUCUUUUGCAGCAUCUAACGAGAAAGCCAAGAAUUUGCUGGGAUGGACACCACGAUCAAAUGUGGAUGCAGUGGUCGCUACAGCAGAAAGUCUUGUACACCUGGGUCUUGUGAAGGAAUGA
Molecule: messenger RNA, 1047 nt
Organism: Penicillium verhagenii
Lineage: Eukaryota; Fungi; Ascomycota; Eurotiomycetes; Eurotiales; Aspergillaceae
Product: SDR family oxidoreductase
Exons: 1
Coding region: 1-1047 (348 amino acids)
Molecular function (GO): oxidoreductase activity, acting on the CH-OH group of donors, NAD or NADP as acceptor
Source: RefSeq, a predicted model, not a curated record